Molecule: messenger RNA, 1953 nt
Organism: Armigeres subalbatus
Lineage: Eukaryota; Metazoa; Arthropoda; Insecta; Diptera; Culicidae
Exons: 2
Coding region: 1-1953 (650 amino acids)
Cellular component (GO): membrane
Molecular function (GO): ligand-gated monoatomic ion channel activity
Source: RefSeq, a predicted model, not a curated record
AUGAAACUAAUACUCGCGUUGGUUCUGAUAGUCUCGCAUUUCGAUAUACUGACCAUGGACAUGAACCAAAAAGUAACGUCUCACUUGAUCGCUGAAAUAAUCGAUGAGUACUACGUCCUGCAGCAAACGCCUAUCCUAGUUUUGGGAGAUACGCAUUCAAGUAUUUCGGACUUGAUUAGCCAGAUCAUCAGAAAUUUCCGUCAGCCUCGAAUUGUUCAACUGAACUCGACAAUCUACGGUCACGUCUCAUGGUUCUACAACGUGUUUGUUUUCCGCAGCUAUGAGUACUUGAAAAUUUUUGUUCAUCAAUUGGGCGGCGAGGAUUUCGAUUUAUUCGGUUACUACACGAUUGUGAUCAACGAGGUCAACGAGGAACAGAUCUUCAAUGUAUUCAACACCUUCUGGAAGCUCAAAAUCCUUCGUGUCGUGUUAACUGCAGUCAACGGUGAUGAACCACAACUGUAUUACUAUACUCCGUUUUCCGACGGCAAAUGUGACGAACCUACGAUUCAUCUUGCGAAAAACAGCAUACCAGAACAAUUGUUCAUGCACGACCUGAAUGAUUUCCAAAACUGCCCACUUCGACUUAGCACCUUCGAAAUGCCACCUUUCAUACGAUUCGGACCAUCGGUAUCCAAUCGUUCCCGAACAGUCAGUGGCUUCGAAGGAGAUUUGGUCAAUACUCUUACCACGCAGUUGAACUUCCGGCUGGAAAUCGUCACUCCACCGGACAACGCUGACUGGGGUGAAGUUCGGCGCCACAACAGCACUGGGAUGAUGGGUGCACUUCAAAAUGGCCAUGCCGACUUCGGCAUUGGCUGCCUCGGCAUCAUACCACAGCGUAACGAAAUUCUUCAGCAUGGUAGACCGCACUACACUUCCCGGAUAUUGUUCGCCGUUCCGGAAGGGAUCCCCCUGUCCGCUUUCGAGAAGCUGUUCAGGCCGUUCAGAAGCGCGAUUUGGUUCACAUCGUUGAUCAUCACAAGUCUGUUUGCCGUUUUUGUGCUAAUCCUGAAAUUCACUCCUAAGAUCGUAAGAGAUUUCAUCUACGGAGGACAAAACCAUACGCCGUUUCUUAACUACUUCAACGUGUAUUUCACCGGAGUGAUCAAUCGCUUGCCACAGCGCAACUUUGCUCGCACUUUACUACUGCUGUGGAUCGUGCAUUGUUUCAUAAUUCGUAGCCUUUAUCAAGGUUCUCUGUUCAAGUACCUCCAAGCCGAUUCCAAACACAAAGCAGUGGAAACUAUGCAUGAGAUCGAACAAUCCAAGUUGUAUUACUACAUAUUCAAAAUUUCCGAACGUUUCUUUCAGAACAAUCCUCGUGUGCUGGGUCGGGUUCGCUAUUUGAAACCCGGCAACAAUACUCUCAACGUCCGGAUAGAAGCAUUGGCCACCGGAAAGCUACGAGAUGGCGUCCUCUUGGUAACCCUAGAACAUCUGGCCUACCACAACACUUACAACCUGGACAAAGGCUUCGUUCGAUGUACGCGGGACGCAAUUAGUGCCUUUCCCAUGGUGAUGUACUAUCCCAAGCGGACAUUUCUGGUGCGAGUCAUGAACCGAGUCAUCGGCAGCAUCGAAACCGCAGGGUUGAUGGGCUACUGGAUAAGGCGGUACGGGAAUUACCAGUUCUUCCCAAGCACGCUGGACAAGGGGAAAGCGAAGCCGCUGAGGAAUUAUCAUUUGAUGGGAUGUUACCAGAGUAUGGCCGUUCUUUGGGCCGCAGCUUGCGCGAUUUUCUUACUGGAAGUGGUUUCCGUGAGAGUCGCAUGGAAUGUAACCGAUCGCGGCGAAGGUUUUUUGCUAACUAUCAGCUGUUUGCUGCUCUGCUGCCUCUACGCAGUAGAAGUGGUGUUGAACAAAGCAACAGACGAUCGUGAGGCGAUCGGCACCUACCUAGCAAUAGAGCGGCUAAGGCGACCGACGGAGGUAAACUACGAGAGUGAGUGA